Messenger RNA from Seminavis robusta, 1620 nucleotides. The record is from the annotation of a GenBank genome assembly. NCBI's taxonomy places the organism in Eukaryota, Bacillariophyta, Bacillariophyceae, Naviculales, Naviculaceae.
AUGGCUGGCACUCCUCAUUUGCCGGGGUUGCCAGUUCCCCAGCAAAGAUCGGAUCCCCCCGUUUACAAUCCCUUGCUGGCUGUUCAGCCAGGCUCCACUACAGCGUCGACGACCUACGCGGCUCCAACCGCGAUCAGGACCCUGGCUCCACAAUUCCCGGCCCAACUGGGCGAGUCUCUUGCACCCCCCUUGCCGAGGAAUCCAAGUACCAAUCACAACACAACUGCCAGGGCAGAGCUGAACACAAACAGAGCACCCCUUCUCUCCCAACAAGAAUGGCAGCAACUUGUAAACAAUUUGGCAAGAAAUCCUGCAACCAAUGGUCCUACUGGAGUACAUGACCCUCCUACCCGGACAGACCCAAACACAAACAGCGCACCCCUUCUGUCCCAACAAGAAUUGCAGCAAGUCGUGAACGAUUUGGCGAGUAAUCCUCCACCCCUUCUGUCCCAACAAGAAUGGCAAAUCGUAAAAGAUUUGGCAAGCAAUCCUGCAAGCAAUGGUCCUACUGGAGUCCACGACCUGCCUACCGGGACAGACCUGAACACAACCAGAGCACCCUUUCUUUCGAAACAAGAAUGGCAACAACUUGUACACAAUUUGGCAAGUAAUCCUGCAACCAAUGGUCCUACAUUGGUCCAUGACCCUCCUACCAGGACAGACUUGAAUGCAAACAGGGCACCCCUUCUGUCCCAACAAGACUUGCAUCAACUCGUAAACAAUUUGGCAAGCAAUCCUCCACCCCUUCUGUCCCAACAAGAAUGGCAACUCAUAAACAAGUUGGCAAGUAAUCCUGCAACCAAUGGUCAUACCGGUACUGGAGUCCAGGAUCCUACUACCAGGGCAGACCUGGAUGCAAACAGAGCACCCCUUCUGUCUCAACAAGAAUGGCAACAACUGGUACACAAGUUGGCAAGCAAUCCUGCAACCAAUGGUCCUACUGGGGUUCAGGAUCCUCCUACCAGGACAGAGCUGAAGACAAACAGCGCACCCCUUUUGUCCCAACAAGAAUGGCAGCAACUCGUAAACAAUUCGGCAAGUAAUAAUGCAUCCAAUGGUCCUAUUGGGAUCCUGGAUCCUCCUGCCAGGAAAGACCUGGACACAAACAGAGGGAUCCAGGAUCCUCCUACCGGGACAGGCCUGGACACAAACAGAGCACCCCUUCUGUCCCAGCAAGAAUGGCAGCAACUCACAAACAAUUUGGCAAGAAAUGCUGCAUCCAAUGGUCCUGUUGGGGUCCAGGACCCUCCUGCGAGGACUGGCCUGAACACAAACGGAGCACCCCUCCUGUCUCAACAACAACAACAAGAGCAACUCACAAACAACCUGGCAAGUGUUCCUGCAACCAACGGUCCUACCACUCCUGGAAGGACAAGUGCCGCUGCAGCUGCUAGGGUCCACGAUCCUCCUGCAUUAUUUGAAGGCCACCCCUAUUUGUUGCAAGCAAAAAGACCCGCAACUGACAGUACAGAGGGGAAUGCAAGAAACGGCGAGGCUCCUUCUCAAUGUAAUGAAGACCUGAUUGAUUCUGUCAUGUCAUUCCCUCAAGUGGUUCGUAGUGCAAGUAGGACAGACUUGUUUGAGCGCCCUUCCAAGCAACCCAAAACAGGAAGAUGGUGA